AUGGGCGUUGCGUCCCCGCGACGUGGCUUUUUUUUUUUUCUCCCCGUGGAGCGCGUGCGUGUGUGGGAGUCCGUGUGUUUGUAUUGCAGCUGCGAGUGUGUCUGUGUUGCGCCCCCAGUCUCUCUCUCCCUCUCCCACGUUCCCCUGUCUUUCCGUCCAAACGCGCCGAAGCAGCAGCCGGAGGAGGAACAGCAGGGGGCAUUUGAAGCAGAGCGCGUGGCUCUGGCUGGCCAGUGGAAAAUGACGACGCUCGACGACCUCUACGCGUCCUACUGCCGCCGAAGAGGAUGCAAGCCAAAUAGCUCCCUCUCCAGCUACCUGCAGGAGGAGUUCGCACGACACAACCAGCAGCGGGUGCUGGAAAGCGUGGACUUGUCGAAGAACUACGUGGGCGCGAAGGGCAUCAUCCCUGUCCUGGACCUCGUCAAGAAUGUGAAGACCGUGAAGAGGCUGGACGUCAGGAACAACAUGCUGGAGCACGAGCAGCUGCAGCACCUCGUCUACUGCCUUGCCCUGCACCCCUCGAUGGAGGAGGUGGAUGUGUCGGGCAACGCGCUUGACAACGGCAGUGUUGACCUCGUUUUGCAGCUUCUCAGGGCGAAUGAGAACAUCACCGCCUUCCACGUUGGCGGCAAUCACUUCUCACCCGCAUCCCUGUCGGCCAUUGACGAGUGCCUGGAGCGGAACAGGGAACGCAAGGCUGCGCGGCAGCGGGAGGUGCUGCCUUCAAUCACGAAAAAGUUUUUUCGGGCGCAGGUGCGCGGGCUGCUGGAGGAGGCCACGUCGGGCGGCCAUGUCCACUACGCCACCUGGUGGAAGAACCAGCAGUACGUCAUGCGAACCUCACGAGGAGCCCAAGUCCGCAUCGUCAUGGAUAUCGAUGAUCCCAAGGCGGCACGACAGGCAGGUUUUUUUGUCUUCCACUCCGAUGGAACACGAAAAGUGAUUGAGGCGGAUGCGGAACAUAUUGCUGCAGAAAGUAACGUCGACCACAGCCAUUGCUUUGUGACGAUGUGGGCCGAGGAACACGCCGCGUACGCCAUCAUGCCAUUUACCUUUCAUCCAGAACGAGGCAUGUCAUUCACGCUGACUGCCGAGAUCUGCCAGGAGUACUCAAGUAGGUCCGAGGCUUGGGUGACGUUAGAGCCUGUAGAUCCCGCGCUGGACUGGCUUGUGUACGUCAUGGAGGGCGAGUGGACACCCGCCUCCGCCGGCGGCUCUCCCGCGCAGCAUCUAUGGUGCCGCAAUCCCAUGAUACAUGUACAAUACGACGGCUCUCUUCAGGCCCAUCGAAUGGCGUCGCUUGCCACUCUGUUUGUGCAGCUCAGCAAGAGCGUUGAGGCGGACGUAAACGACGAUAGACGUAUUGGAUUUGAUGUUGUCGCGCUGGACGCCACAGCAGAAAACAAACCGCCUGUCUACUGUACAGACGAGGUUUGCAAGUGUACGUGUCCUCACGCACACCGCACAACGGUUGCGGCGUCCUUUGGGAUAAAGUGCGCCGCCCUUGACCUGUUUAUCGUUCCGAGCACGGAGACACCUGGCGAGUUGGGCCCCUACACAGUGACCGUCUUUUCCUCAGUGCCCCUCCGACUGACCACGUCGGUGUUUCCUCACGGCUGGAACUACCGCGCCGUCAAUGGGGUGUGGGACGAAGACAGCUGCGGAGGGAGCCGGGAGCACAGCAUGUCAUGGAAGUGCAACCCCUCCGUUGCGCUUCGCUUCGAUGCAGGCCAGCCCCCACCAGGCUUGAUCCUCUUUAUGGAGGGCUUCUUACCAAACGCAAGGAGCCUCGUCUGCUGCGGAGACGGCAUGGACGCCUGCGGCCAACCCGUAGAUUCCCCCGCAAUGGAUGAGGAGGAGCAGCAGCAAAAGCAAGAAAAGCGAGAGUUGAAGGAAUUUUUGCAUCGCCACAGGGUGGGUCACCUGGAGGGGUGUAUCUCCCUCGUCGACGCCGCCCCACCGCUGUACCGCGCGCUCUACUCAUCCGAGUGCUCCGGUGGGUCGGUGGCGCGCCUUGUGGUGCCUGCUGUCGGCGAGGACUUUUUUCUGCUAGCCACAACACGCCACGCAGGGCAGCUGGGCAGCUUCACGCUGCACAUCUUCUCACCACACCCGUUUGUGGCUGACGAGGUGCGGACGCUGGCGCUGCGGGAACGAGAGUACCAGCUGCUGCAGCACACUCGAGACACCCAGGCACGUCAGGCAGCCAUGCUGGGGCCGGCGAAGGGCCGGCCUGGCCUGGAAGCUCCUCAGGACACGCUUCUUGCACGCAACGAGAUCCUUCGUCGGUGCAUGGUGACGGGGGAAAAGUACGUGGAUCGAGACUUUCCACGUGGUGGUUCCUCCCUGUGGGUGGAUCCAGAGGCCAAGACACCAGCGUGGUGCGGGGAAGCGAUAUACUGGAAGCGGCCGACGGAGCUGGUGGAGCGCGUCACUUUUCUUAAGGACUGGAGAUGUGACUGUCCCUUUCCCUUCUCGCGACGAGAGUGGUUUGCCUCCGUCACACACGCGAUUGCGACAAAGCCGAGGUGGUUGCAGACUCUGAGUGUCAGCUACGACGCCGCGGAGGGGUUGGUUCAGUUCCGCUUCUUCAAGAGUGGCCAGUGGACGGUGGUGGGCAUUGACGAUUACCUUCCAUGCGACAACACCAUGGAGCUGUGCAUGGGACGUCCAUCAAGCGACAAGUCGGAUUUUUUCUUUCCCCUUUUGGAGAAGGCCUACGCGAAGCUCCACCGCUGCUACGAGGCACUCGAACGAAGGGUCACCCCGGAAUUGCGCACCGUCGAGGUGAUGUGUCAUGGCCUGAUGGAUCUCUCAGGCUGCGCCCCAGUGCAUUUCCCCCUGCGGUGCUCAGUGGAGUUGACGGUGGAGCAGCAAAACAUUCUCUGGGCGAAGCUGAAGAACGCCAUUCAGCAGGACGUUCUUUUUACCUUUUUGUUGCGUAGCGACACCGCGGAAGCGGCUGAGCGGAUCAGUUUGGGCAUUUUGGGUGACCACCUGUACCCUGUACUGGAUGCACGCUUCGUAGAAGGGCAGCGGCUGGUGAAGCUUCGCCACUGGGGGCAGGAGACGGAGAUUAAUUGGGGCGGCAAGUGGCGAGCGAGGAGCCCAAGGUGGACCCCGGUCCUUCGCGAGCUGCUUCAGUUUGAUGAGGCAGAUAAGGAGACGUUUUGGUUGAGUUUGGAUGAGACGUUUUUUUACUUCACCGACCUCAUUAUGACAGCGGGGGUGCCGCACACCUCGUGGGUGUCGGCGAAUUUCUCCGACUGCCCCAAAGACGGCGGCGGCGGCAGCCGAUUGCUGGAAGGGGCCCAGUUUACGCUGCGGCUUGGGGAUUUCCCGCCGGACGUGAAGCGGGUGCAGAUUACGCUGGGGCUCCACCAGCCGGACGCCCGGGCCCGGGUCAUACGGAAAAAAGGGGCCCUGGCGACGUACCGCGCGGCAGUCGGCUUGGCGGUUGUGGCGACGGCAGACAACACCGUGUGGCUCAAGGAGGUGGCAGACGCAGAUGUGGUGAAGUAUUUAGAGCCGUGUAAAGGCCGAGAUCUCAUGUGCCCCCUGACGGUUGACAUGGAAAAUGUCAAGGGCAAGGAACGGUUGACGCUGAUUGCGUUUAGGGAGGAGCCAACGGCGGCCAGUGUCCCCUUUCUCCUCUCCGCAUGGUCCGAUAGCUGCGAGGUGGCGUUGGCUCCGAUUGAGCGGGAUGUGAAGACGACAGUAAGUGGGGAGUGGCCGCUGGAGUACCCCGUCGGCUCACCCGCGUCGUCGUUCUGGAGAGACUGUCCACAGUACUUUGUCUUUCCAAGCGAAUCCACGGACGUCUCGUUGGUUCUGCGUCAGGAAGUGGCGGUGGGCGAACUACCCAAGCCUAUUGGCUUCACCGUGCACCGUGCGACGAAGUGUCGCAGCUACCUGGAGUACGACCCCGCGACGGUGGAGUUGCGGGUGCAGGCAGCACCAUCUGCGUCUGUGGAAGCGACAAUGCGGCUACUCGGAAUGAAGGAGCGGAGGGGAAUGCCGUACAUUAUUGUGCCCUUCUGCACGGAGGCCACCGCCGGAGGUAAGUUCUGGAUGGACGCCAUCGCCAAUCGUUCGCUGCGGCUUUGCCGCAUAGAGCCCAGACUGGACUGGCACCGUGGCAGGAAGUCUGCCGCGUUCAAGUUGGCUGACGCUAGCUUCGGCGGCUCCCCGCGUUUCUCAUCGUGGCGCAGCAGUCCGCAGUUUGCCCUGACCUUCCCCGUUGGCGGCCAGGGGCGGCUCUUCCUCGUCCUGCGCAAUGACGACGUGGGCGACAAGCUGACCGAGGUCGGCAUGACGCUCCUGCGCGGCGACAACGCGUGGGAGAACGGGCAGCGACGCAAGCUGGUCAUCUCCCCAGCCGACAUUGUGGCUCGCUCCGAGGAAAAAGUUGGUGAAACCGUGAUCGAUUGCGAGAUCGACGUGCAGCCCGAAUGCACCCUCAUCCUCGCCGUGUACGCCUCCAUGCCGUAUCGCGAGGCUGCCGUGACGAUGGCCUUUUAUUCCGCCUCCGCCGUGGUCGUGGCGCCGGUGCGGGAGUGGGCGCAGGUUGCCGUGGCGGAGGGCAGCUGGGAGCUCGGCUACACGGCCGGCGGGGGGUCGGAGGAGUUUGGCGGGUGGAUCAACAACCCCUUCGUGGCACUCAACACGUUCCGGCAGACGCAGAUUGUGGCGCUGCUGCUGCAGUACCCGCGGGGGCCGGAGAAGCCAAUUGUGAAGCGGGCAGGGAAUAAAAAGGCCUUUUUGCCUCCCAUCAUCAUUAACCCAAACAACCGAAUGGAGAUUGCCCUGGACCUCAACACACAGAACACGGAACUCACGCCCAUCGCCGCUACGCCCUACACCCGCAACAGUGAGGUGGCACUCGUGGCAAGUGUUCCUGUGGCAGACCCUUUGCCCUUUCUCUUCAUCCCCCACACAAAACUCCCCGAGGGGAAUGGUGAUUUUAAACUCUUUGUGUAUGCAGACUCUCCUAUUGAGCUCUACACGCUCACGAAGGAGCGUUUGCCGUACGUCUGA
This is a messenger RNA of Trypanosoma conorhini, 5040 nucleotides long. RefSeq names its product putative calpain. The transcript has a single exon. Gene Ontology annotation, molecular function: calcium-dependent cysteine-type endopeptidase activity. The record is from RefSeq and is a predicted model, not a curated record. Gene Ontology annotation, biological process: proteolysis. NCBI's taxonomy places the organism in Eukaryota, Euglenozoa, Kinetoplastea, Trypanosomatida, Trypanosomatidae. Gene Ontology annotation, cellular component: cytoplasm. The coding region runs from base 1 to 5040 and encodes 1679 amino acids.